Candidula unifasciata is the source of this 342-nucleotide messenger RNA. NCBI's taxonomy places the organism in Eukaryota, Metazoa, Mollusca, Gastropoda, Stylommatophora, Geomitridae. The record is from the annotation of a GenBank genome assembly.
AUGUUUGUUUUGAAUUCGUGUAUGUGUAUUUACUAUAACUGCUCCAUUGGGAGCUUUUUUCUAGACAAGUCUUCUGGGGAACAGUUUGGCAUCUGUGUGGAGACUUGCAGCCUCGACCCCAACAAUCCCAACGGCUUUGGUGAAUGUGAAGCAGGCUACGUGUGCAAGUCUACCGGAUGUGGGCACACAUGCCAACUUGGUGAGAUUCCUGUCCCUAAUGAUCUCGGUUUGACAGAUUGUGCUCCAGGCUACGAGUGCAAGUCGAACGGCUGUGGAGUUACCUGCCAACCUGGUGAGUGCACUAGGUGCUUCUAUGACGUAACAACCGUAUUUAUUGUGUAG